Molecule: messenger RNA, 1146 nt
Organism: Iphiclides podalirius (scarce swallowtail)
Lineage: Eukaryota; Metazoa; Arthropoda; Insecta; Lepidoptera; Papilionidae
Source: the annotation of a GenBank genome assembly
AUGGAAGAUUAUAAUGAAACUCUGGAGUUUAACGCCUCUGAGCCAUACCAACCGUACUAUGAAAGGCCCGAGACAUACAUAGUUCCUCUGAUCUUCGCACUCAUUUUCGUCAUUGGCGUAGUGGGUAACGGCACUUUAGUGGCAGUCUUCAUCAGACACAAGGCCAUGAGGAAUGUACCAAACACAUACAUUUUAUCGCUGGCCCUCGCGGAUCUCCUUGUCAUCAUCACCUGUGUGCCGUUCACCUCGAUUGUUUACACGCUGGAGUCGUGGCCAUGGGGCUCCACCGUGUGUAAAGUGUCAGAAGCCGCCAAAGAUGUCAGCAUCGGAGUAUCCGUCUUCACAUUGACCGCCCUGUCGGCCGACCGUUACUUCGCUAUCGUUGACCCCCUCAGAAAACUCCAUGCCACAGGCGGCAGCAAGCGUGCUACACGGCUUACGGUGGCAACCGCCAUUGGCAUUUGGAUAUUGGCAGGACUCCUCGCUACGCCCGCGUAUAUUGGAUCCUACUUGCGAGCUUUUGUAGUCAAUCCCACCACUCAGUUUCUAGUCUGCUACCCAUACCCGCCGGAAUGGGGGGAAAAUUACCCAAGGACGAUGGUUCUGGUUCGAUUCCUGGUAUAUUAUUCGCUGCCACUGGCCGUUAUUGCCCUAUUCUAUGUGCUGAUGGCGAGACAUCUAGUGCUCAGUACACAGAACAUGCCAGGCGAGAUGCAGGGAACUCAAAGACAGAUGCGAGCGAGAAGAAAAGUAGCCGUAACUGUUUUGGCAUUCGUGUUAGUUUUCGCGGCGUGCUUUCUACCUUCUCACGUGUUUAUGAUGUGGUUCUAUUAUUGCCCUACAGCUCAAGAUGACUACAAUGGCUGGUGGCACGCGCUUCGUAUAGUAGGCUUCUGCCUGUCUUUCCUCAACAGCUGCGUAAAUCCAAUCGCACUGUACUGCACAAGUGGUAUCUUUCGAAAGCAUUUCAACAGGUAUCUGCUAUGUCGCUCUGCGUCAGUGCAGGGUCCAAGAGGGUCUUUAUCCCUCUCAACUUCUAGAAGAUUAUACUCCAGUCGAAAAACAAACAUAAGCAUGGUGCCACGGACGACCAGCGUGGGAAGGGACAGCAGCGUCCGGCUACUGAACAACGGCUCCUCGAAGCUC